Messenger RNA from Camellia sinensis, 659 nucleotides. NCBI's taxonomy places the organism in Eukaryota, Viridiplantae, Streptophyta, Magnoliopsida, Ericales, Theaceae. The record is from RefSeq and is a predicted model, not a curated record.
CCUUUCUCUUGCCCUUCUUCUUCAGCAAAUUCCUAAAAGGGUCACCGGUUAGUCCGGUCACUUAAAAUCCAGUUCACGUCUUUCUCACUCGGUCGUACCUCCGUCUCUCUCUCUCUCUCUCUCUAGGUUGCUGCUCUGUCGCUUGAUUCUCCUCUGAGUUUUGCUCUGUUUCUCACUGUGUGAUCUCCGAUCUUCUAGGCAUUCACUUGUAACAAUGAAGGCUGCCAAAGGUAAGUCGGCAGCAAACAAGAUUUCAAAAGAGGCGUUGAAGCCUGUUGACGACAGAAAGGUCGGGAAGAGAAAAGCUGUCAUCAAGGCAGAUAAGAGUAGCAAAAGAAAUACCAAGAAGGAAAAUUUGGCCAAGAAAGACCCCAACAAGCCUAAGAGGCCGCCCAGUGCCUUCUUUGUAUUCCUUGAGGAGUUUAGAAAGACUUUCAAGAGAGAAAACCCACUUGUGAAAGCUGUCUCAGCUGUCGGUAAAGCUGGUGGAGAGAAGUGGAAAUCCAUGUCUGCAGCAGUAAGUACUCAAAAAAGCAUUUCUUAAAAGUAAAUAGAACCAGCCUGGAUGUAUGUUAGAAAAAAAAGAUGACCAGUUUUUUAAUUGGUUGGUUUCUUUGACCCGAAAUUCUUGGAUUUUGUUUGCCAAUACACUGCAAAGG